This is a messenger RNA of Morone saxatilis (striped sea-bass), 5362 nucleotides long. RefSeq names its product diphosphoinositol pentakisphosphate kinase 1a (gene ppip5k1a). Gene Ontology annotation, cellular component: cytosol. Gene Ontology annotation, biological process: inositol metabolic process; inositol phosphate biosynthetic process. The record is from RefSeq and is a predicted model, not a curated record. Gene Ontology annotation, molecular function: 5-diphosphoinositol pentakisphosphate 1-kinase activity; inositol hexakisphosphate kinase activity; diphosphoinositol pentakisphosphate kinase activity. Lineage: Eukaryota; Metazoa; Chordata; Actinopteri; Moronidae.
GGCCAUCCGUGCGUCAAACUGCAAGAAAAAAAAAAAAAAAUAAGAUUGGUUUCACAUGCAAACUGUCAGGAGGAGAGGAAGAGCCGAUGGCAGCGAUGCAAACCCCCCAGCAGCACUAGUCCUACAGUCAGUCCUGCAUAUAAAUGGAGGAAAGGACUGUCAUCAGAUAAUUGGAGCUGCAGCUUCCAAGUUUGCUAAAGACUCUUGAGAAACCCAAGCCAGCCAUACGAGAUGUGAAUUUGCUGAAUGAAGAAUGAGAAACUCGAGUAACGACGUCAUCGCAGAGGACUGACCAGCGGCAUCAUUUCUCACAUAACCUUUUACGUUUGAGCGCCGCUCAUUCAGUCUCAUUCUGCUCCUCUGCCUCACACACCUUCGUCUUCCAGCUCUGCUGCCCAGCCCAGGCAGAGUGGACCCGUCCCUCUCCCCAGGCCUCGCGCCCUCCCAUCGGCGGCGGUGUGUUGGUGUACGAUGGCGCGGUGGGACGCUGAGGGCUGCCGCGGGGGACUGUGAUGUCAGAGCCCAACAGCCCGGGCGAGAGCCGGCGUGGCGCUCCCAGAUUCUUCGUGGGCUGCGAGGACGAUGAGAGCGAGGUCCUGGAAGACAGCAUGAGGACAGACAUGGAGCUAUAUGAGGACGACGAAGACACAGACUCGCCCCCGGAGCAACAGAUCGUGGUGGGGAUCUGCUGCAUGAUGAAGAAGUCCAAGUCUAAGCCAAUGACCCAGAUCCUGGAGAGGCUGUGCAGGUUUGAGUACAUCACUGUGGUCAUCUUCCCAGAGGACGUCAUCCUCAACGAGCCUGUGGACAAAUGGCCUCUGUGUGACUGCCUCAUCUCCUUCCACUCCAAGGGAUUCCCUCUGGAUAAGGCAGUGAGCUACGCCAAACUGAGAAACCCUCUGCUCAUCAAUGACCUGAACAUGCAGUACUACAUACAGGACAGGAGAGAGGUGUAUCGCAUCCUGCAGGAGGAAGGAAUAGAUCUACCACGUUAUGCUGUGCUGAACCGUGACCCAGAUAAACCAGAUGAGUGUAACCUGGUGGAAGGAGAAGACCAUGUGGAGGUGAACGGAGAGAUAUUCCAAAAGCCCUUUGUUGAGAAGCCUGUCUGCGCUGAGGACCACAACGUCUACAUCUACUACCCCACCUCUGCUGGUGGGGGCAGCCAGCGACUCUUCAGAAAGAUUGGGAGCCGGAGCAGUGUGUACUCGCCAGAGAGCAGUGUGAGGAAGACGGGCUCUUACAUCUAUGAGGAGUUCAUGCCAACAGAUGGCACUGAUGUUAAGGUGUACACUGUGGGGCCAGACUACGCUCAUGCUGAGGCUCGGAAGUCCCCCGCUCUGGACGGGAAGGUGGAGAGAGACAGCGAGGGGAAGGAGGUCCGCUACCCCGUCAUGCUGUCAGCCAUGGAGAAACUGGUGGCCCGCAAGGUCUGCCUAGCAUUCAAGCAAACUGUGUGUGGCUUCGAUCUUCUCCGAGCCAAUGGACACUCUUAUGUGUGUGAUGUCAACGGUUUCAGUUUCGUGAAGAACUCAAUGAAGUACUACGACGACUGUGCCAAGAUCCUCGGGAACAUCGUGAUGCGUGAGCUGGCUCCUCAGUUUCAGAUUCCUUGGUCCAUCCCUACCGAGGCAGAGGACAUCCCCAUUGUUCCCACUACAUCAGGGACCAUGAUGGAGCUACGUUGUGUCAUCGCUGUCAUCCGCCAUGGAGACAGAACGCCCAAACAGAAGAUGAAGAUGGAAGUUCGCAACCCCAUGUUCUUUGAUCUAUUUGAAAAAUAUGGAGGAUACAAAACUGGGAAAUUAAAGCUGAAGAAGCCGAAACAACUGCAGGAGGUGCUGGACAUCACACGGCAGUUGUUAGCAGAACUAGGACAGCACAACGACUGCGAGAUAGAAGAGAAGAAGUCCAAAUUGGAGCAGCUGAAGACUGUUCUAGAAAUGUAUGGCCACUUCUCGGGGAUCAACAGAAAAGUGCAACUAACUUACCUGCCCCAUGGGCAGCCCAAAACCUCAAGUGAGGAAGAAGACACACGUAAGGAAGGUCCGUCUCUGUUGCUGGUGCUGAAGUGGGGAGGAGAGCUGACUCCUGCUGGCAGAGUACAGGCUGAGGAGCUAGGAAGGGCCUUUCGCUGUAUGUACCCUGGAGGACAAGGAGACUACGCUGGCUUUCCAGGCUGUGGUUUACUGCGGUUACACAGCACCUACAGACAUGACCUGAAGAUAUAUGCGUCUGAUGAAGGCAGGGUGCAGAUGACGGCCGCAGCCUUCGCAAAGGGUUUGCUGGCUCUGGAAGGUGAGCUGACACCCAUCCUGGUGCAGAUGGUGAAGAGCGCCAACAUGAACGGGCUGCUGGACAACGACAGCGACUCGCUGAGCAGCUGCCAGCACCGAGUCAAGGCCCGACUACACGAGAUUCUGCAGAAGGACAGGGACUUCACAGACGAAGACUUCGACAGGCUGGCCCCGACCUGCAGUGCCUCUUUGGUUAAUUCAAUGAAGAUAGUCCAGAACCCAGUGGCCACAUGUGACCGGGUCUAUGCCCUCAUUCAGAGCCUCACCUCCCAGAUCCGCAAAAGGAUGGAGGACCCCAAGUCAGCUGACCUGCAGCUGUACCACAGUGAGACCCUGGAGUUGAUGUUGCAGCGGUGGUCCAAACUUGAGAGAGACUUCCGCAUGAAAAACGGCCGCUACGACAUCAGUAAAAUACCUGAUAUUUAUGACUGUGUGAAAUACGACGUCAUCCACAAUGCUACUCUGGGCCUGGAGGACACACUGGAGCUGUUCAGACUGUCGCGAGCUUUGGCUGACGUCGUCAUCCCACAGGAAUAUGGCAUAAAUAAAGUGGAGAAAUUGGACAUAGCAUACGCCUACUGCCUCCCACUGGUCAGAAAGAUCCAGCUUGACCUGCAGAGGACCCACGAGGAUGAGUCUGUCAACAAACUGCACCCUCUGUACUCCCGCGGAGUGAUGUCUCCUGGGCGCCAUGUCAGGACACGUUUAUAUUUCACCAGUGAGAGUCACGUCCACUCCCUGCUCAGCAUUUUCCGCUAUGGAGGCUUGCUCGAUGAGGAGAAGGACCAGCAGUGGAAGCGUGCCAUGGAUUACCUCAGUGCUGUCUCUGAACUCAACUACAUGACUCAGAUUGUCAUCAUGCUGUAUGAGGACAACAAUAAGGACAUUUCCUCUGAGGAACGCUUCCACGUAGAGCUUCACUUCAGCCCUGGUGUCAAAGGCGUUGAGGAGGAGGAGAACGCACCGACCGGUUUUGGCUUCAGGCCCGCUUCUGCAGAGGUAGCACGACAGAACGGGCAGAAACAGACGGACCCCGGCAGCCUGGAGGACCUCUCACGAGAUGAGACCGACCGCGCCGUGCCGCUGUCUGAGCCGAUCACCAUUCAGAGGAGGUCCCCACUCAUACGCAAUCAUAAGACAGGAUCCAUGGAGGUUCUGUCAGAGACAUCAUCCUCCAAAGUAGGCAGUUAUCGCCUCUUCUCGCUCUGCUCACGUCAGUCCCCUGAGAUGAAACAAAGUGGAUUAGGCUCUCAGUGCGCCGGGCUCUUCAGCACCACUGUCCUAGGUGGGUCCUCUAGCGCCCCUAACCUGCAGGACUACGCACGCGCACACCGCAAAAAAUUCUCCACUGGCAGUCUGUCCUACAAAGACGGAACACAAGAUGACACAUCCACCAUAGCAGUGGCUCCACCUCUCUGGUGCACUGCAAAAGAGCCCUUGGAGGAGCACCAUGUGGCCCAGUUGUUGAGGCGUUUCUCCACUGACCUCAGCCUGGGCUGCCACCUCUCUCUGGACGGGGCGCUGGCCCACCACCUCCACCAGUGCUCCUACCACCUCCGCCUCUUCCGAAACUGGCUCAUCUCCGGCCAAGACCCCCUAGAGUACCUCCACGGCUUCGAAGGCUGCUCCAUGGUGCCCUCCAUCUAUCCUCUGGAAACGCUGCACAACUCGCUGUCGCUAAAACAGGUCAACGAGUUCCUCGCCGGCGUGUGCGAGAGCGCAGGGGAUCCACACACGAGGACUACCAGAGCUCUGUCAGCCAUGUUUGAGACACACAACCAGCCGUCAGUGGACUCGUACAUCCCUCAGAGAGUCCUCACAUCUUCCAUCUCUCUCAGAUCUCGUUCUGACAGACCCCCUUGGUACAGCAGCGGUCCAUCCAGCACAGUAUCCAGCGCGGGGCCGUCCUCUCCCACUACAGCUGACACUUCCCCACGUUUCAGCUUCAGUGAUAAGAUAUCCCUCACCCCUCAGAGCAGCGAAGAAACUCACUCCUCGCAAAACAUUUCCACUCAGCCGGUGUCUGCCGCCGGGUCACAAGUCCUCGACCCAACUUGCACUGCUGUUGCAAACCCCGGUGAAGUUCCUCUGACUCCAAAUAACUCACCGGAGGAUGAUGCUGAGCAGUGCGCCAUUACUGGUCACCAGCCUGAUAAUCCUGAUUGCACACAGGAAGGGCCAGAGGGGGCUCCCGCAGCCGAUGAUGCUGCCAGCGGUGCAAUUUCAGAUCCCAGCCUGAGACCACCCUGCUCGGCGUUAGCUGAGCUCACUCUGGGCCGGAUGGAGGGUUACUGCCUCCCAGGCUCUCUGCCCGUGCUGCUGGAGCUCAGAGAGAGCAGCAGCGAGGCAGGAUCCAGCUCCCAGACUCCCCAGUCUCCUGAGGGACCUGACGAGUUCUUUGACACUCAGGAGUCGUUGGAGUUGUGGAUGGACAGUCCAGAAAGCCUCCCGAGUCCUGAGGCGCCUCUGGAGGUCGGAGCCACUCACACAGCAGAGCAGUAGGGCGGCGAGACCUCCAGAACAACAGGCUUCAGAUCUGUCAGAAACUACUGUGGUUACAUCUGUAACUCUACAAGCAUCAUCCUCAUCAAUCAUGAGCAGUAGGCAUUGUACUGAGCUACAGCCAACCAGGCCUCCCAUGUCCUCUCGAUGACUGUGUUGAGUAAUAGUCACUGGGCAGCUGGUCCUCACACUAGGCUCUGCGUUGGAGAAUUGUAUGACAAUGCCCCACAUGCUGUUCAUUGCCUUUUUAAAAAAGCACACUAGUGACCCACCAGUGACACCACUGAGCCUCCUCUGACAGUCCACUGGUUCAGUCCAUCUAUCUGUAAAGAUGUAGGAAGCCACUUGUUAUAAGGUGAAGCUUUAUUCUUAAAUUUAACAGCUGUGUUUCCGUCUCGUGUAUGCUGUUGCACAAGCCCUUUCCUUAAAGCUGCAUUAAUCGAUUUGUGGCCACUAGGGUGCAGAGACGCCUUGCAACCCAAAGCCCUGACCUGUUACUACCUUACUAAGCUGUUAUUGCUCAGAUUUUUAGAUAUCAAUUGCCUGGUUACACAUCCAGCAGA